Polypterus senegalus (gray bichir) is the source of this 2735-nucleotide messenger RNA. RefSeq names its product RNA guanylyltransferase and 5'-phosphatase (gene rngtt). Bases 412 to 2214 code for a protein of 600 amino acids. Gene Ontology annotation, molecular function: mRNA guanylyltransferase activity; ATP binding; protein tyrosine/serine/threonine phosphatase activity. Gene Ontology annotation, biological process: 7-methylguanosine mRNA capping; protein dephosphorylation. The transcript has 16 exons. Lineage: Eukaryota; Metazoa; Chordata; Cladistia; Polypteriformes; Polypteridae. The record is from RefSeq and is a predicted model, not a curated record.
GGCGGCUCCUGUAGAACAUGCUCGGUGCAUUAUGGGGGAAUUGUGGAGGAUUUGAUUGUUGUAGUUCAUUCACGCUUCCUAAGCACUUCUUGCGUUGAAACUAAGAUAAACUAUGCAAACAGGAAAAGGCGCGAACUUGACAUAUAUCAAAUACUUGUUUCAUUGGAAGACUUUGUCGUUUUAAUCCUACGUCAGCUGGGGCGACCCGUGAACACCCGGACACAGUAAAGUAGUUUCAUACAAAUAAAAGUAGGAGGGCCUUUAGCCGCCGAACACAAGAGUGCGGAAGGCUGGACUAGGAGAGCUCUGUCCCGGCGGGACUAACUGAGCGUGUGGCAGAUAGACUCUGGCCGAUACGCUUGUGGAUUUAGCAUCAGAAGAAGAUCCUGGUUAUUUUUGAAAAGAGGAAAAAUGUCACACGGCGGGGUUCCACCACGUUGGCGCCACUGUCCUAGAAGAGGACAGCCUAUAGCAGGAAAAUUCUUGCCAAUGAAGACAAUGUUGGGGCCAAAAUAUGAUGAUCUGGUUGCAGAAGAGAAUCGCUUCCACCCAAGCAUGCUUUCAAACUACCUUAAGAGCCUCAAGGUGAAGAUGGGGUUAUUAGUUGAUUUAACCAAUACAACAAGGUUUUAUGAUCGUACUGAGAUUGAAAAGGAGGGAAUAAAAUAUGUAAAACUUCAGUGCAAAGGACAUGGUGAGUGUCCAACUACAGAGCAUACCCAGAUGUUUAUUAGACUAUGCGAGAACUUCAUGGAGAAGAAUCCUACUGAACUGAUUGGUGUCCAUUGUACACAUGGUUUCAAUCGAACAGGAUUUCUCAUCUGUGCUUAUCUAGUAGAGAAGAUGGACUGGAGCGUUGAAGCUGCUGUGGCUGCUUUUGCCCAAGCAAGGCAACCAGGAAUUUAUAAAGCUGACUAUCUGAAAGAACUGUUUCAGCGCUAUGGAGAUGUUGAAGAUGCACCUCAACCCCCGACUCUUCCUGAGUGGUGCUUUGAAGAUGAUGACGAUAAUGAAGACUUUGAUGAUGAUGGAAACACAAUUGUCCCUGACACUGGUCCCAGCUCCUCUAACUCAUUGCCAGGCAAAAAGAGGAAAGAACGUCUGAAACUGGGGGCAGUGUUCUUGGAAGGUGUCCAUGUGAAAGGUGUCACACAACUAACGGCACAACCAAAACUAGGGGAAAUUCAGAGAAAAUGUCAGCAGUUCUGUGAAUGGGAAAAGCCAGGCUUCCCAGGAGCUCAGCCUGUAUCAAUGGAUAGAAAAAACAUUAAACUACUGGAACAGAAUGCAUACAAAGUCAGUUGGAAAGCUGAUGGUACUCGGUAUAUGAUGUUGAUAGAUGGUAAAAAUGAAGUUCAUAUGAUUGACAGAGAUAAUUCUGUAUUUCAUAUUGCAAAUUUGGAAUUCCCCUACCGGAAGGAUCCUAAAAUUCACUUGGUAAACACGUUAUUAGAUGGGGAAAUGAUUGUUGACAAAGUGAAUGGACAGCCAGUGCCUCGGUAUCUAAUCUAUGACAUAGUGAAAUUUAAUGGGCAGCCUGUUGGUCAGUGUGAUUUUAAUACACGGCUGAUUUGUAUAGAAAAGGAAAUCAUUUCUCCAAGACAAGAAAAAAUGAAGAUGGGCCAGAUUGACAAAAUGAAAGAACCAUUUAGUGUCAGAAAUAAACCAUUUUUUGAUAUCCAUGCUUCAAGGAAGCUUGUGGAAGGCAGCUUUACAUCUCAGGUUAGCCAUGAAGUAGAUGGACUCAUUUUUCAGCCAUGUGGGAAAUAUAAACCUGGAAGAUGUGAUGAAAUAUUGAAGUGGAAACCUCCAAGUCAUAACUCUGUUGACUUCCGGCUUAAAAUAGCAAAAGUAGGAGGGGAAGGCUUGUUGACACAGAAUGUUGGAUUACUUUAUGUUGGCAACUAUGAGAGACCUUUUGCACAGAUGAAGGUGACAAAAGACCUGAAGCAGUAUGACAACAAGAUCAUUGAAUGCACAUUUUCUAACAACACCUGGGUUUUCAUGAGACAGAGGAUAGACAAGAGCUUCCCCAACUCCUAUGACACUGCUAUGGCUGUCUGUAACAGCAUUCAACAUCCAGUUACCAAGGAAAUCCUCCUAGAGUUCAUUGAAAGAUCUUCACAGGGACAGACACCAAAGCGUCCCCUGGAUCGAGAUGCUGAGUUGAUGCCACCACCGCCUCCGAAGCGCCUCAACAGAGCAAUACAGUAGUGCAGAAAUCUGGAACUGCAAGCAGUUUUUUCAUCAACAAUGAUAUACAGCAUCACGUAUUGUCCACCCGUGUGGGCAAAUUGUUUAUGCAGAAACACCUUGGUUUCUUUAUUUUAGGGCUGCAAGUUGAAAUUAAAGAUUAAUUGUGAUCACUUCCGAAACUGGACUGUCUUCUUUACAGUGAGUCAUGUCCUAUUGCACCAAAAGCUUCAAGGUCUGUGGAAGGAUUUAUUGUACCAGUUUUUUGAUUGUUUUUUGAUAGUUUUCAUUGUUCUUGGUAUCAUUGUUUUUGUCUAUUUUUUAUUUGAAAAUAUUUUUAACAUAAAAAAAGAUCAUAUACAGGUGUUAUGUUUUACAUGUGAGGAAACUUGCUUAGUUUGCUUUUAGUUAUCAAAUACGUAUAUACAGUGUGCGUGUAUAUGUGUAUCCAGGCACAGGCAUAACUCACAAAUGGACAAAAAUACAUGUUUUAGUGCAUUUGUUGACUAGAAUGAAGUAUUAAAGAAAUCCUGUGGGUUUCA